This is a messenger RNA of Gordionus sp. m RMFG-2023, 1426 nucleotides long. RefSeq lists its product as uncharacterized. The record is from RefSeq and is a predicted model, not a curated record. The transcript has 5 exons. The coding region runs from base 1 to 1356 and encodes 451 amino acids. NCBI's taxonomy places the organism in Eukaryota, Metazoa, Nematomorpha, Gordioida, Chordodea, Parachordodidae.
AUGAUUAAAGAAUGGUACACAGUGAUGAGCUCAGACAACUGUUACAUUGACUUGGUUCAAUCCCAGAUCAUAUCUGAUGAGUUUAAGACGAAGCCUACAGUUGUUAGAACACCUAAUAUCAGAUUAUCGAACAAUGAAUACUCUAACAGCACUCAGCAGAAUCUAACAUCGAACCCUUAUAAUAAAACUAAUGGCGAUCAAGAUGAAGAUCUUUUCUACAGCGACGCUUUAUUCGCGGACCCGGGUGAAAACGUGGAAUCGGACAGAUUAUUUUCUUACAUCCACGCUGCUAGACCGGGCUUAAGCUGGAGCUCCAUGACCCGUUUUGAAAAUCGGGAGAGCCGAGGUAGAGAAUUAGCAAGUGCAAUGCCAUUAUGCGAUUUUCAAUCUUGUCAGGCUCCGUUGACAUGCGUCCUGCAGACUACCGGAUUGAUGGAUUGCAUGUGUCCACCACCUAGUGUCAUCGAUGUCGUCAAUAAUAUUUGCGCAGUACCAGGUUCUAGGGUAACCGUCAGGGUGAGGCUCAUACACAUGGCUUUUGAUCGCAGAUUGACAGAUCCAACUAGCCCCUUUUUCAGCGAACUAGCUAUGAGACUUCUAAAUUAUUUCCAAGUAUUUUUCAAUCAAUACAAAGUCAGAAGAGGUAGGCUUUUAGAUAUUAACGUUCUUCGCUUUACCAGGGGUUCUGUUAUAGCCCACACGGAUUUCCUUUACGCAGAACUUGGUAACGAUACCUUGAGCAUCCUAAGAGAAACCUUGGAAGAAGGUAUCAAACAUACCCCACUCCAUUCUCCUCUAAAUUUGACCGAUGGCCAGAUCCUAAAAAUUGCUACUGCCGAUCCUUGUAAAUACAUGGAUGACGAUGAUGACGAUGACGCCGAUGGGUUAGUCGCGAGUUUGCCUAAAAAACACUCUGACAAGUAUAAUAUUUGCCCCGAAAAUUCGUAUUGCGUAUCCAAAAUAGAUCGGUUUAUCGAAUGUCGUUGCAAGGACGGGUUUCAAAACAUUGUCACUCAUAAAACGGCAUUUAACGUGAUAUGUAAAAAUGUAUGUCCGAGCGACUAUUGCAAAAAUAAAGGUACUUGCUUAACGAAAAAAUCAGUGAAAUCGUGUCAGUGCAAGGGAUGGUAUUUGGGAGCCAAAUGUCAAUUCCACGGAUUGCAUAUUCUAAUCAUAGUUUUGACGUCCUUGCUGACUGUAUUCCUCUACGCCGCAAGAAUUAUUUUCGAUCGCUAUUAUUCAAAAAAAUCCAAAACAAUCUAUGUACGACGUCAAAAAUAUCACUUUUUGAAUGAAUCACCCAAUCCAUCUUAUAUAUCUAAAGUAUCUAGCCAACGUUCUCCACAAAUCCGGUAAUCUCUAAAUUCUACGCCUAAACUUCUAAUCCAGAAGCAUAUAUCUGGAGCUGAUACCAAAAACAUUAGAU